This is a messenger RNA of Capsicum annuum, 1368 nucleotides long. RefSeq lists its product as uncharacterized. The transcript has 2 exons. Lineage: Eukaryota; Viridiplantae; Streptophyta; Magnoliopsida; Solanales; Solanaceae. The record is from RefSeq and is a predicted model, not a curated record. The coding region runs from base 805 to 1203 and encodes 132 amino acids.
UUUGUUGAAUUUAUAAUUAAUUUUGUUGAUUCCUGUAUCUUCUGAUUAAUUUGGAAAGAUAUAUUUAAUUUUUGGAUAUUCUUUAAUUAAUCAGAGAAGUGUUUGUUUAAUCUGGGGAAACAUUUCACAUUGCGAAAAUAGUUUCUUGGAACAGUGCCUAGCACGACUCAAGUAUUUUAUAUAUUACUUAAAACAUUAUAAUAAAUAUAUUUUUAUUGUUAUUAUCAUCAUCAUCAUCAUUAUUGUUGUUGUUGUAAAUUGUUAAUUCUACUAAACUGAUAAUAAGAAAUAUUAUUAUCAUAGUCAGUUUAUUUAUUUUCUUUAUUGAUAUUGAAAUCUAUUAUUGUUUUUCCAACAACUAAUACCUGCAUAACUCUAGCCAGCCUCCUCCGAACGAUCCCUAAUGGUGUUAAAAAUAUAUUAUAUCUUGAUGUCCUAUAUAUAUAUAUAUAUAGCCAGAAGAGGCAUUGCAUUUGUGAAGAAAACAGAGCAAGAAUCCAAAGUCACAUUUCAAGGAGGACAGCCUUUCCUUUAGAGUUUUAUAUCAAAAGUCACAUAUAACUUUUACCAAUUUCACACCUCCCUUCCCCUCCCCUCCCCCGCCUCUUUUUCUUCAUUUGCAAAUUACCUCUUACCUUGAAUGCUUCAUCUCAUCAAAAUUUUGAUGCCCUUUCAUCUGUACUUGUCGUUUUUCCUCUCCUUUGCCUCUCUCUGGUACUAUCGCUGCAUCGGCCUCGACCCUUAAAAAAUCACUUUUUACAUAGAAAUUUACCCCCUCUUUAGUACCUUAAUUGUCUGACUUAGAUGAAAUCAUACAGUACUUCGGAGAAGAGUAGUGGUAGGUUGUUGAUCACAGUGAAUGUAUUGGGAAGUGCUGGACCGUUGAGGUUUGUUGUGAGCGAAAAUGAUAAAGUUGCUACGGUCGUGGGCACUGCUUUGAAAAAAUAUGGUGGUGAGGGUCGACUUCCAGUUCUGAGUUCUGAUAUCAACGAUUUCCUUCUUUACUCAGCUACUGCUGGAGUUGAUGCUCUGGGACCAUCAGAAUUGAUAGGAUCAGUAGGAGUGAGGAAUUUCAUCCUUUGUAAGAAGCAAAAACAACCAUGGAAGACAGAAGGAAGGACACCUGGAAUUGCUCAGAAUGGAAAAAAGGGAUGGAAGGCUUGGCUUACUAAGUCCUUUAACUUCAAGAUUCAUUCCCAUUGAAUCACUUUAUGGUUUCAUCAAACCUAUAAAAAUUUUAUUAUGUGCUCUCAAGUCUCAACCACUUUGCCAUCAUAAUGAAUAUAUAUGAUAGUUACAUUUCAUAAAUGGUACAUGUGUACUAUCUCAAACGGUUAUGAGAAUCAACAUCCUUUGUUGCCUUCUUUA